This is a messenger RNA of Mangifera indica (mango), 4231 nucleotides long. RefSeq names its product zinc finger CCCH domain-containing protein 38-like. NCBI's taxonomy places the organism in Eukaryota, Viridiplantae, Streptophyta, Magnoliopsida, Sapindales, Anacardiaceae. The record is from RefSeq and is a predicted model, not a curated record. Gene Ontology annotation, molecular function: metal ion binding. The transcript has 4 exons. The coding region runs from base 1148 to 3886 and encodes 912 amino acids.
AAGUUAUCCAGUUUGUGCUGGUUUGGAUGUGGAAAUUGGACAUAUAUUUCUUGCUUGUGGUGCCAAUUCUUUUGUAUGAUUAGGGUUAGAUUCGAGCUGAACCAAACUCGAGCUCAGGCUCGUUGAGCUCAGGUCGUUGAGCUCGAACUCUGUUCGAGUUCGGUUCGGCUCGUUUCGAAUUCGAGUUUUUAAUUAAUUCGUUAUUAAAACGAUGUUGUUUUAAUACAUAUUGAUCAAAACAACAUUUUUUUAUAUCAAAAUUUUUAAUUUAUAAAUUUUAACAAGCAAGCUCGAGCUAGAAAAUAUUGGCUUGAGCUGGCUCGUUUCGAGCUCGUUCGAGCCGAGUUUGAGCUCGAGCUUGAAUAGGCUCGGUUCGAAUCCAGCCCUAUGUAUGAUAUUGGGGAAAGAUAAUUGAAUGCCAUCCCUAGUCAUAGAAGUGGCGGUUUGCUUUUGAGGUGGAAGACGCUUUAUUUACAUGCCAAAUGAGUAGUUUUUGGAGCCUGGUACUUACGAGGAAAUUGAUGUGAAAUUAGGUCAUUCACAGUUGGCUUGUACAACUAAGAGAUGCCUUUUGUUCUGUAGCAUUUGUCCGGUGAUUGGUAGUUUUUCUUAUUUUUAAUUGAUUUUACACUUCUAAGAAAUGAUUUUUAACUUAAUUUGGAGGAUGGCUUAUGGUAUAUCUUCUUGCUAUAACAUGACUAUUAUUUUGCUAAAUCUAAUCUAUUAUUGAUCUAGUUAAAGUUUUUUAAUUCAAGUUGGAUUUUUGGGAUAGCUUCAAGAACUGCCCCUUCAGUUCUAAUUUCCUGUGGUAUCUUUCAUUUAUUAUAGAAAAAAGUUGUUUAUUGUCCAUUUUUAAGAUCCUUAUUUAUUUUCCUAUCCAGAAACUGAAAAAAGUGAUACAUUUUAAAACUCAAAUAUUGGGACUUUUAUAUUUGAGAGCUAAUUUUUUUGAACUUCUUAAGUAUUAUGACUUGUAAGGAGUUGCUAAUUAUUGUAGGCAUCAGAUGUAACUUCUUGCUUGCAGUUUCAGAGUAGAGUCUUUUCUACAUGGUCUAUAUAUUUGCUCUUUCCCGAAUAUCUGGUACUAGUCCUUGAAAUAUUAUACUGCUUUUGAUCAAAGUGAGGCUGGACAUACUUCUGUAAAGUGAUGAGUGGAGGUAGCAUAAAACACAAUUCUAAAUGGGAUAUGAAAGAAGAGUCCCAACAUUCAUAUGAUAAUGUGCAAGACAAUGCUUGGUCUCGGAAAGCAGGUAUGUCUUUUCAUGACAAAGAAUUGCGUUCUGGAUGGUUUUCUCCCAAGGGUGGUGGCUAUAGUAGUGGACACAAGUGGUCUGCUAGGGAAGAUAACAUGCUGAAAUCAAGGCGUGAUUUGCAAGUUUCAUCUAGGGAACCUUUGCCUGGUAGCAGAGGUUCUCAGAAGGAGGAUUGCAUUGGUGACUAUCGGGAAUGUUUCAGAGCCACAAGUACAUGGGAUGGAGAAGGGAAUUACAGCAUGGAAAUGUCUCCUGGCCUGGAUGAUUGGAGACAGCAAAUUCGUCACCACUCCCCAAGAAGUGAUUGGAAUGGACCUCACAGAAGUAGAAGCUGCAGCCGAAGCAGGAGCCGCAGCCGAAGUUUGAAUCGGAGUAGAAGCCCAGUUUGUGGAUUUAGACAAGAAUUGGGCAUCUAUGUCAGAAACAGGGAAAGAUCAGGAGUAUCAGCUAAAUUUUGUAAAGAUUUUGCUGCUGGGAGAUGUAGGAGAGGAAAAAGUUGUCUAUUUUCUCAUCAUAGCAGUGAAAAUUAUGAAGAGAGUAGGGAAAGUAGACAUAGGAAAGCUGGAGCUCCUAAGUAUUUCAUUCCUCAUCAAUCUAGGGAGUAUCCAAUACGAUGUGGAAGAAACAGGGAUGCAUCUUUGGAGCGGGGAGGUGACCAUGAUUCCCACAAGAAAGGUGAUAUUCCCUGCAAAUUCUUUGCUGCAGGAAUUUGUCGAAACGGGAAAUACUGCAGGUUUUCUCAUAGUGUUCAGGCCUUUGCAAGUCCUAACAAAAGGUCACGGGUUGACAACUUGGUGCAGCAGAGCCACAAUUUAGAUGGCACAGAUAAAUUAUGGAACGGUCCAACAUGGAGCAACUCAAGCACUUUCACAGAUGCUGUAAAGUUGAGUGAUGAAAAAAAUGAAAGGAUGGCUGACAAAAGGGCAAGGGAUGAUAGGUGGUCACAGAGCCAUAAUUCAGAUGAUGUGGAGAGGGUAUGGGAUAGUAAAAAAUGGGGUGGUAAAGAUAAACUGCCAGAUACUGGAAAAUUGAUUGAGGAUCACAAUGAAAGAAUGGAAUCCCUAGAACCAAGGUUUUCUGCCUGGUCUAUGGAAUCUAGAUGGCCUCACAGCUUGGAUGAGAAUGCAGUAUGUGCUGACCAAACAGGAGUUGGACAAGGAGUAGUUGAUAGCAACAAUAUGGAAGCCCUUCAAUGUAAGAUGAAAAAUUCUACUGUUGGCAUGGGAGUUCCUGAAUCAGGAGUUACUGAAAAAUUGCUUGGUGAUAUGGAGAUGUCUCCUGUGUGGAAUUAUAGAGUGCAGCCUUCCAACCAUGCACUUAAAGAAGAGCAUGGUCAUAUAACUCAGAGUUCACAAUCUCUAGCUCUUGGUGAUACCUCUGUACUCAGUCAUGAACAGGAAAUAAAUUGUGAUGUUUCAGGUCAGUUGCAUGAUGCAGCUUCGUCUGUGCAACCGAUGAUAAUUGAAAAGCCUUACUUCAAGCAUGACUAUAAUCAGAGAGCAGGUGGCGGUGUUGCAUUGUGUGGCAGUGAUAAGAAUGCCUUUGGAAGAACUGCCACUUCACACAUUGAUCUAAAUUUUUCUGCUAACCUCUUGCCAACACAAAGCUUUGAUCAGAAUGGCCAAAUUCCAAGUGCUCUACCCUUCUCAAGCUUAAAUUCCUUUGGACAAAAUCAAGGUGCAGUCACUUCUGAACCUUCUGGAGGACAUAUAAAAAUUCCUCAAACUCACACAACGUUUCUGGAGGAAAAAUCAAUCAACAAACCAGGCAUUUUAGAUAAAAGUGCAUCACAGUUUAGUUCUGGAAUUAAGCCAGCUCAAGAUGUGGUUGGCGGUGAAAAGCUCACUGAGCUUUCAGCCUCUCUUGUUCAGUUUCUUGGAAAUCAGCAGCAGUUACCCCAACUUUAUACUGCUCUUAAUUCCCCUAAUCUGGUGCAAGUGUCUUCAUCUGUGAAUGCUGAAGGUUCUCUUGAGCCAGAUUCUGCUGUGACCAAUCAGCAGAAUGAAACCAUUAAAUCUCAAUCGCAGUAUGAUCCUUUAUGUGAUAGCAUUGACUCCAAGAAGCAGAAUGCUGUUGACCUCCCACUGUUUAUAAUAAAGUCUGUCGGACAGAAAAGCGCUGUGGAUGUAAAGCCAGAGAUUCCUAAUGGUGGUUCAGAAGAACCAUCUCACAAGAGCCAAAUAUCAAUACAGGUGGAACCAGAUGCAGAUUGCAAGAUCAGUAACAACAGUGGUGGAGUGGAGGCUGAGGAAACCAAGAAAGCACAAGUAAAUCAAUUUGUUCUAGAGAAUGAUACUGUGUGGAAAAUAGAUGGUGAUGACACGGAUGAUGAUGAAGGUAGAAAAAGGAAGGAUGCUAAGGAAAGUAAGGAACCUAGAGCGAUUCGCACAUUUAAAUUUGCACUGGUGGAGUUUGUUAAGGAGAUCCUGAAACCUACAUGGAAAGAAGGUCAAGUUACCAAAGAUGCUUACAAAAACAUAGUGAAGAAAGUAGUUGAUAAAGUUACUGGUACUAUGCAGGAGGCUGCUAAUAUUCCUCAAACACAAGAAAAAAUUAACCAAUAUCUGGCAUUUUCGAAACCAAAGCUUAGCAAACUUGUUCACGCAUACGUGGACAAAUUUCAAAAGGGCUAAGUAAAUGGAGCUGGAACUAUCAUGAUGCAAUUUUUAUGGUUCUUCCAGUGUUGAGGAAGCCACCAAUGGUUUUCUGAGGCAAUUAUAUGCUUCUGCAGCUCCUCAACUGGUUAUUUCUUUAACCCAUUAUGUAUUUUAAAUGUUGGAAACAAGGUUUGCUUAGUUCUAACUCACAGUGUAGAUAUAUGGCAGUCCUGUUUCUUUCUUUUCUUUUUUGUUUAAUAUUUGGCAUUCGAUCGUUUUCAUGAUGGUUCCAUAUAGCGCUAUAUUAUGAUCAUUGUGAUUGUAGAACUGGUUGACAUAUGGUUAUUUACUAACUUUCAACAUACUUUUUCUUAUGAACAA